AUGAAGACGAUCCCAACGUUAUGUGCAACCAGCACUGUCGGUGUAGCAGCUGUGGGCUAUUCUUUUGCCCAUCCUGACAAUUCUACGCCCACGACCCAGCCGCGCAACGACGGCAAGGCAAGGACCGCUGAACGGAUUGGACAUCAGGAUACUUUCAUUUCUGACAAAGAGCGCCCUGUCUCUGUGGGGUUUCCUCCCGGCGCAUGGCCCGAGAAUACCGCAUCGUCGAGACCGCCUUCGACGGCAAAUGGCUAUAUUGGGAGCUUUGAGCGCCCGAGCAGCUCCCACAUAGCUUUUCUAAAUCACCUCCCGUGGUAUAGCCAUGUAGACUCCCCGCCUGUCGCUGAGCAGCCGCUGCCAUCCAUGGACUCUUCGGCCACACUUCGAUCUUCGCGUCGGACCUCGUGGCUCAAACGAUUGUCAGGUCUCUCCUCACAUGACUCGAGUCCGACCUCGUCCUCUCGCCCCGCAUCGCCCUCCAUUUUCUCAAAUGGCUCUAGUCAGCCAAUACUCGCAGACCCUUGCCCUUCUAAUACUCUACCUACAGGCGCCUUGCCGCCAAACAAGCUGGUUAAGCGCAGUCGCUCUCGAACCGCGACCGGCUCAACCGCGCAGCUUGCUAGCUCAGGCGAAAAGGUGCCAACUCUGAGACGUCCGGCAACUAGCCACCAGCGUUCUGCAACCCUCCGACGCCUUCACUUGGGAGAUGGUUCGUACGCUCGAACGCCUCGUCACCCCAGAAAGUCAAUCUUGCCCCGUGAACAUGACACUUGGCGACUCCAUUUCAGACCAACGAUGGCGAAGGGGACAAAGAGUGCAAGCGGCUGGAAUGGGGAUAGUGCUGCAAUCAGGCGUAUCGUCCCAGAUAUGAGGAAUCAGCCCACUUUGGUGCUUGGAGACUCUGUUCUUCCUCCAGAAUUGGAGUUUGAGGAUUCAAGAGGGAGUUUGGACGAAGAGGACGAGUACAUCUUCAGAGAUGAUCGCCCUGCUACGGCGGCAGGGCUUCAGACGUUUUUCUCUAGCGCCGACAUUUCGUCGCCGAUCGAUGGCCAUAAAACCCCCCAGCGUCCCUCGAGACGCUCCUUUUCGAUUACUGAUAUACUUUCUUCACAUCCUCCUUCAUCCAACCCUUCACGCUCUCAUAGCUUUCUUGUUUUAAAAAGGUCAAAGUCCGGGGUAGGAAAUGGGAGGAGAAGUGUCUCUGCGCCCCUGUCGCCAUCUAUAAAUCCACCAGGAUCGUCUUCAACGUCAGGAACGGACGAUCCAAUGAACAAUUUGGAUCAGAUGGGUUCAAGCACCUUUUCAGGAGAGACUGGUGACACCUCCAUUGAUUCUACCUCCGUUAAGUCCUUUAAAGUCACGGGACGACCUCGCAAUGUAUCCGCUCCUCUUCCUGUCCUUGGUCCGUUAUUAGAAGGGAACUCGGGUUUCGGACCCUCGCCCCUUGCGUCCUCUGCGAUGGAAAAGGCAGAUUCUGCAGACCUACCAACUCCACCAACUACAACCUCAUCUUCGAUUGGCCCUCACCGCAUCUCACUUGGCCCUUCCGAAAAAGCUUCAACGCUGGUGGGAUCCGAUAGCGAAAUGAGGAUGAUGUCAGGAGAUGACGAUGACUCGGAUUUUCAUAGUGAUACAGUCUAUGACUCGAUUCGGUCAUCGCGCAUGGGUACAGCAGGUAGCGUCACAGGGACACCAGGGCCGAACAUAGAUACAAUCGUUGACGAGUCACCACCCCGUCCUAACAAGACUGAGUCUUGCAUUACAAUCGAUGAUAGUUUGCCCAGCAGUCUUCCCUCCAUUCGUUCGGAGAUGGAUAUCAAGAUCGGCAAACAGCUUCCCAGUCAAAGCGAUAGUACCUCGACUCUCAAGCCAGUGGAUGUCGAGAGUGAGCCUGAGGACUUUUCUACUCCAAUCAAGCCCGCUCCCCAAUUAGUCCGCCCAUCUCAGGUGGGUGACCAUUCCCCUUCGCGCAUAGUUCUGCCUCUAAGCCUUGAGGAUGUGGACUGGGAUGCCAAGGAAACCUCUGCAGAAGAUACGGGUUGGUCAUUUGACGAAGAUGAAGAAAUCGAAGACUGGGACCUUGACCUUCCCGCUGGAAAUGAAUUGCCUUAUCCCCACUCACCGCAAAUACAGCCUCCAAGCUCGUUGGAACCGACGUCCAAAUUUGACUUCAUCAACGCCCCUUUGAGGCUUGACACCGGCCAAGGGCAGAGGAGUGCGAGAGCCAGUAUCUUUGAAUGGUCUGAACAAGCUGCGCCAUUCAAGGACGCACAAACGGGUACAGUGGUCAGGCCAAGUACAGUCCAUGGAAAGCAAGGGCUCAACUUUGGAACAAGCAAGUUGCAAGGACGUAAAAAGGCGAGCAAGGCGCACAUUCGCAGCCAAAGCGUGCCAUCGAUGGCUCCAGAUUUUGGCCCAAAUCGGGAGCAGAAUACCGCGAAUAGCCAUUUUGGAACCUGGGGACUACCAAGCAAGGGUCCCUCUGAAGACUGGAAUGAUGAUUUCGACUUUGGCGAGAGUGAGGAGAGUCAAUGUCCUACCACUGAAGAAAGGCGGGUAGAUAGCGGCAUCGCCAUGUUUGUCCCGCAGGCUAUCCGCGAACAACAGGCAAAUGUUCUGGGUCAUUUGGGACACGUUAGGGAGUUUGCCCUUUUGGUUGAGGAUCUCAAGCGCUUGCGUACCUUAGCUCUAUCUAAGGGCAUUGUAAAUGGUCCAUCGGCUGGUCUCUGGAAAGAGGCCGAAGGAAUCAUCAAUCUCGCCACACUCGAUGACGACGAACAGGAGUUGCUUCCUCCUGGUACUCCCGCAGACUCAGAGUUUGAUUUCAGCGCAUUCGAGGAGUCUGUAACUCCCGCGCCGAUAGGUCGACCUCGACGCAAGUCCGUCUUAUCCCCAGACGACGAUGUGUUUGGGAUUACCCCCCAAAAGCAGGAUUCCGGACGUCCAUCGAUCGACUCUUCAAGGCAAUCUAUUACACCCAAUCGACCGCGAAAAGAUUCUUCCGCUGUGGCAAGAUCAGUGAUUGAAACGAUGCACCUUCGUCGAAGCGAAACGGCCCCUGCCCUGACCGUUACUAAGUCUCAAUCUCCCAAGAAGAUGCCAUUUGAUACCACGACCCUCAAAGAUCUGGUAGGCCAUGUAAACGUUUUGGCACGGAACCUUGCCGAGGUAGUGCGCAAUGCCGAGGGGGAUUUAUCUGAGCCUCCAACCGCACAAGAUCCUCCAUUCAGUAAAAUAUUUGCCCAGCGGCCAAAUACCCCUCCCUUGAGUGCUGCUGAUCGUAUUCUUCGAACGAAGAGCAGUGCAAGCGUCAGUCGGUCCUCCCCGCACAGUCACGAAAGGGAGAAUGAGCUAUGUGGGCAACUUGCUACAAUGACUGUCAACUAGAGUUCACCUUGGACACGAUUUCUUCGGCUCAAAAUAGAACAACCCAUGGGCAAGCUUCCGCGCUUUCUCCUUCAUCGUCGUAGAGGGUGCUAUUUUCUCAUCCUCCACCGACCUUUUUCACCUCUUUGUUUGUACAUGAAGGCUAUGCAUUUUAUCUUGCAAUUGCAUCGGGCGGGGUUAAUACGGCUCUCCAAGCCAAUACCACUAUUACAAGACUUGUCUCUUUCUCGCAUUCACUACAUUAAAUUCCUUAAACUCUCCUUGACGACGAAUUUUCUUUCCGUAUCCCUCUUUCGAAGCGGUUUAAAUUAAACGAGGACGCAUUAGAAUCAUUCUGCCAGUUGUGGCGUAGAAGCGCGCAAGGGCAUAUGACACGCAUACGAACAAAAAGUCUUGUGCAUCAGAG
This is a messenger RNA of Xylona heveae TC161, 3793 nucleotides long. RefSeq lists its product as hypothetical. The transcript is spliced from 2 exons. Lineage: Eukaryota; Fungi; Ascomycota; Xylonomycetes; Xylonales; Xylonaceae. Bases 1 to 3387 code for a protein of 1128 amino acids. The record is from RefSeq and is a predicted model, not a curated record. Gene Ontology annotation, biological process: regulation of mitotic cytokinesis. Gene Ontology annotation, molecular function: GTPase activator activity.